UAGACUGGCUCCCCUGCACUGUUCGAAGGAAAGUUGACACCGUGAUUCCUAUGCCUAAUAUUUAUUCCAGAGCUUGUUCAUUGACGAACUAUUGCAGCGGUAAAUACAAGAGUAUUGUACAUCUAUUCCWGUAGCCACAUUAUGGCGCUCGCCUGACCGCAUUUGUAAGUUGUUUAGUAUCUGAGAUUGGGACUGUUUUGUCGRGUUUCUUCGCACGCGGUAGUGGAAAUUCRAAAAUGUGACCACAAAUUCGGUUGUGGCAUUKGAUUUGAAAUCGAGCCAAAUACAAAGUCGCCCUAGUCAAGAGUAAGGACGUGCUGUUAAGAAUGGACGACAAUGUAAGGCAGCGACAAUCUUCUCAAGAGGGAAAAGCACAUGACCAAGAAACUCAAACAAAUUUUGAUAUAAAUGGUUCAGUUAUUAAUCAUCAUCCCCCAGCAAUAAUCCAYCCAGCUCCUCACAUAGAAGACUUUGAUAGAAGCCAUUCUGGAUAUAAUUCAAUACCUUGGAGUGGAAGAUAUCCACCAGCWUAUCCUGACAACCACUACACAUAUGAUGCUGCCUAUCCAACCCCACCACCACCACCACAACACCAYGUACCAUAUUAUCCCGGCAAAAACUGGCGCCACCCUGAUAGUGCAGUGUACCCUCAGAAUUACACCACCCCCAUACAAGCACCUCUUAUGAAGCAAAAUGAUUAUCAUCGAAGAAAUUACUACCCUCCACCUGAUGCCCCGCCCCAUCAGCAUGGGCAGAUUGCCUGCCCUAAACCAGAAUGGCCAUCAAGAGGGGGWCAUCAUCAAUUUUCAAAGCCUAUGGUUCCAUCACAGUAUCUUGCAAGGGUACAUAGAAAUGUACAAAGUGAAUAUGGGGCACCUCCAUCUACUGCAACAUCAUUGCGAUCAACUGUCCUUGAUGUCAGUGGGUCCAGUAUCUCAAGUCCCAGGGCUUCGGCUCACAUAAAUCGUAAAAGAGCUCGCUCUAAUACCCCAUCUUCAAUAGAGUCUAUUGAUUUGAACAUGCUAAUACGAAACUCUCCAGAUUCACUGCUUGGAUGCUUAGCAGGUUCAAGGAUAUCUUCUGCUGGUUCCUUUGGUCAUUUGAGCCCACUGGGCUUCUGUACAUCAUCUGCGUCUCAUCGUGUUGGSUCUGUUGCUGGGAGACCACCACCSUUUAUUACACCUCCACCUAUACAACCAGCGGCAUCAACUCAAGACCAGCAAAGAGAUGUCUUUCCUACGUCAACUACUGAUAUACCAAAGAAGGAAGCAAACACCGAUGAUAUGAGCUGUGCAGAGUCUCCACCCAAUAACAAGAUAGUAGAUGGUCCACCAAAGAUGAAAGAAGAACCYAUGGACACUAAGCUGGACUCCACUACAUCCCCAGGCGCAUCUGAAGCACAGGUUGGAUCAGACAAUGAGCCUGAUGAAGGCCAAGGAGARGCAGAGGAACCUAACUUAACCUGCCAUUGGAGAGAGUGCACCACAACCUUUGACAAUCAAGCUGAYUUGGUCAGCCAUGUUAAUAGUGAUCACAUUAAGAAAGAAAAACGAGAUUUCACUUGCUAUUGGAAGGAUUGUUGCCGGGAGCAGAAACCAUUUAAAGCGCAAUACAUGCUUGUUGUGCAUAUGAGGAGACACACCGGUGAAAAGCCACAUGUUUGCACUUAUGCAGGAUGUACCAAAGCCUAUUCAAGACUAGAAAACCUGAAAACACAUCUUAGAUCACACACAGGGGAGCGUCCAUAUGUUUGUGAAGUAGAGGGAUGUAGCAAGGCUUUUUCAAAUGCAUCUGACAGAGCAAAACAUCAGAACAGGACACAUUCAUCUGUGAAACCUUAUGUGUGUAAAGUACCAGGAUGUCCUAAGAGAUACACAGACCCAAGCUCUCUGCGAAAACAUACUAAGACAGUGCAUGGAGAAGGAGUUAAGAGGCUCAAGUCUGACACCAACAAAGAAAAAGAACCCCCCAAUAGCAAGAAAGCAACAUCCAGUCAAUCAAACCAACCUUCSUCAAAUGCUAACAAUUCAUCAAUGAUCCACUCUCCAUCAAGUGAUGUCAAGUCUCCAGGAAGUGGUAGUGGAAGUGGUACCAUCAAGAAAGCUGGUGGUUACACAUCUAGUAUAGUGAGCUCUACRUGUGAUGURGGAUCACCAUUAGUAGACAUUCCAGGAAAUAAUCAUGAGGGAUCACUAGGUGUCACUAAUCACCCCCCACAAUCAGGACUAUCACCAAGAAGUCCUUAUGUGUCCAAUUUACCUGGGAUUGCCGAAGGAGAUUAUGAACCAGGUUUUAAUGAAGGUGCUAAGACAACAGUCCAGCCAGUUGUGUGUGAAAUGCAGCCUCAAAAUGUUAUGUUACCAAAAAUCCACAACAAAAGUCAAGAUAUUGCAAGUUGGGUUGAUGCAGUUCACAGACGCAUGAGUCAAACAUCAACAAGGAGGUCUAGUGACGGAAGUCACUUAUCAGUGGACUUGACAGGUGAUGCAAGUCGGCGAUCAAGUGAAAGUGGAUGGGCUUCUAACAAUGAGAGCAGGAGAUCAAGCCAAACAAGCCUUGUGCCACACCCACCUAUGACACAAGUCAACAAAUUGCAGCCACGGGUUAUAAGUACCCUCCUGCCCCCCAUGACCGAUACUGACGGKGUUUUACGCAGAGCAAGUGAAACAAGUAAUGCAAGCUCKCAAAGUUUAAUGUUUAAUAGACAAAGUCGUAGCAGCAGUGGUUAUGGCAGUCAAUCCAGAAGUCCAAUGUUUCACAGAAUGCCAUAUGUCCUUCCAAAGGACCCCUUUCAACAUAGAUUAAAUGGAAGAGCCUUCAGAAGAUCAAGUGAYACUGUUAUUUGUGAAGCAGACAGCUCUGACAUGUGUGGAAGGGGGGAAAGAGAUAGAGAAGAGUACCGUAGGCGCAGUGAGCCUGCUCAGAACCAUAGUUCCAUCACAAGACAAGAGCUGCAACUUUCUUCUAGCUUGCCGACUAAUGAGGCUGAGCCUCGUGAGACCGAAUUAAUCAAUGAUGUGGUUGAUCCAAAUGAGUUUGACGCUUACCUUAAUCCUGAACAACUUCAACCUCCAGUGGCAAGAGAGACACAACCUCUAAGACAUUUUCCAUAUCCACAAGACUGUCCACACCAACAUCCUAUGGAAUCACAGACAAUCCAUUAUCGUCCAAACCUAUGUGUGACCAGAUCAUCAAACCUACAUUAUCAACCAUAUGAUGGCCAGUCCCCUGGUCCAGGUCGAUUACCAAGAUACAAUCCUCAGUACUCAAGACAAGAACACCAAUUCUACCCAAAACAACAACAAAGACUGCAGUCUCUUCCUCAGGGUCAGAUGGUAAUGCAMUAUCCACAGAGACCYCCUCCUGUAAUGGGUUACUAUGGUGAUGAGCGACCACACAAUGGAGAAGCAAACUAUCAAGAAAUGUUAAAUGGKAUGGAAGGGUUGUCAACUGGUGGUGGACAAGAUGCAAAUGUCUUUGGCUUAGGCAAUGGUAACAUGGUGAUWAAUGACAUGAACACAUUACUUAAUUCCCUGGUAGAAGARGAUAAAUACCUAGAAAUGCAACAGAAUACRCACAGAAUGGCAGGAAGUGCUAUGUCAAGUUUGUUUUGAAAACUUUCUUAGCUAAAAUUGUGAGUGAUCUACGAGUUUUGUAAAAUUGAAUGAUUUUAAAUGAAAUACUUGUUGAAUAUUGGUGUGCAUGAAAACACUAAGUAAUACAAUUACAAGCACUUGAUUAAUACAUAUACUGGUGUUAUACUAGUAGCAAGAGCAACAAAGAUAUCUAAAAGUAUAACUAUACCCCACAAUGAUGUUGAAAUAGUAAAAGGAUUAGAAAAUCAUGAAUGAAUGGAUGCAAGAUAAACAAAAAAARCAAAAGCAAUAAGAAAUAGCAUAGAAGAAAUAUAUUUUAUGUGCAAAUACAAAAUGCAGUGAUAUCAUAUCAAAUAUUUCAUUAAGUAUACAUAGUGUAUAUUACUUUUGAA
This is a messenger RNA of Exaiptasia diaphana, 3988 nucleotides long. RefSeq names its product zinc finger protein GLI2. Lineage: Eukaryota; Metazoa; Cnidaria; Anthozoa; Actiniaria; Aiptasiidae. Bases 327 to 3614 code for a protein of 1095 amino acids. The transcript has 6 exons. Gene Ontology annotation, molecular function: DNA-binding transcription factor activity, RNA polymerase II-specific; RNA polymerase II cis-regulatory region sequence-specific DNA binding. Gene Ontology annotation, biological process: regulation of transcription by RNA polymerase II. The record is from RefSeq and is a predicted model, not a curated record. Gene Ontology annotation, cellular component: nucleus.